ACUUGACGACUUCCGGUGACGUAAUGGCCUGUGUUUCCGUGUGAGGGGCGGUCUGCACUCUAGUCUUGUCAUGGCAGCUCCACAAGCAGUUUUGUGUACUCUUACUUAUUAUUCGCUUGAAUAAGAAAUAUAUCAGCAUCUCGCCCCAAACCCCAAUUCCACACUAACAUCCGCGAAGAGAACCAGGAACUGUUUUUGUUGUAACUUCUCAUUUCUCGCUAUCUCGUGCGCAUGCCCAAGGUGACGCCAUUUUGCGGCCGAAAGAUUUCUGGGUUUGUUCAUUGACAAGCUUACUUCACACACCAGCUCCACACUAGGAGGCCAACAUUGAAAGGCUCAGAUGACAGUGUUGCUGAGCCAGUGCAUUCAGCCCAGAUUCAGCCCUUGAGAGGGAACGAAGACUGGAAAAGUGUUAUUCCGUUGGAUAUUAAGUGACAGCUUCUCCUACAAGCAGCUGUGUAAUCAAGGGAAGGUGGUGGUCACCUUGCCAAGGGAGGUGAUCUAGGCAGGGCCAUGCCGCUGCUGCCCAGGCCAGGCAAUGCCAAGGACCCACAAGUAGCUGGCCUUUUCAGCCAGGAAGAUCCAGAGAGGAUCUUUACAGACCUUCGAGAGAUUGGCCAUGGCAGUUUUGGUGCUGUCUACUUUGCCCGUAAUGUACAGACCAAGGAAAUCGUGGCCAUCAAGAAGAUGUCCUAUAGUGGAAAGGGCUCCCAAGAUAAAUGGCAAGACAUCAUCAAGGAAGUGCGAUUCUUGGGACAACUCAAGCACAAAAAUGCUAUUGAAUACAAGGGGUGCUACCUGAAAGAGCAUACAGCCUGGCUGGUUAUGGAAUAUUGUCUAGGUUCUGCUUCUGAUAUAAUUGAAGUCCACAAGAAGCCAUUGAAGGAAGUGGAGAUAUCUGCAAUAUGCCAAGGGGCUCUGGAGGGGCUUGCAUACUUGCAUGACAUGGGCAAGAUCCACCGAGAUAUCAAGGCGGGCAACAUUCUGCUGACAGAGGAUGGCACUGUCAAAUUGGCGGACUUUGGGUCAGCUUCACUGGCAAGUCCAGCAAAUUCAUUUGUAGGAACUCCAUACUGGAUGGCCCCUGAGGUUAUUCUGGCCAUGGAUGAAGGACAAUAUGAUGGCAAGGCUGAUGUGUGGUCUCUAGGCAUCACUUGUAUAGAGUUAGCGGAGCGAAAGCCACCUCUUUUUAACAUGAAUGCAAUGAGUGCUCUUUAUCACAUCGCACAAAAUGAUUCUCCGUCGUUGUCCGGAGGCGAGUGGUCAGAUGAAUUUCACAACUUUGUAAAUGACUGUCUAUGCAAGGUUGUAGUAGAGCGGCCAUCAGCUGCCAAAUGUCUGCAGCAUCCUUUUGUGCGAAAGACUCGUCGAGUGAGUGUCCUUAUGGAACUCAUCAUUAGGACACGGGAUGCUGUACGAAAACUAGACAACUUGCAAUACCGGCGUAUGAAAAAGCUGAUUAUGAAUGGGAGUGCUGCCUCUGAGGAUGCCCUUCUAGAAGGUCUUCCUAUCUCACCUCAGCCAGCCAGUCCUGGCUCUGGAGGUGUUGCUGAUGAGGAAAUCUCUGUUGAUGACACAUCGUCACAGGACGAUGAGCAGCUUGACUCCAAAUCAGGCUCACUGGCCUCACAGCAUUCAACCACAGCAUCUUCGCAGGCCAGCCUAUCUUCUCUCAAUGCUGCUCCAAUGCCAGAGGACUUCCAGUUGCCUGCACCUCUAGUCCGUGACCGCAGUCCCCCGCUCUCCGUACAGCUGCACAACAUGAUACAGGAUUGGCCAUCCAUCUCGCCACGCAGUGGUUCCUACAGCCCACACUCCUGGAAAGUGCAGCUAUCAGGAGGUAGUGGCCGCAGCAUGGAGGUGGCACAAAACAACUUUGCCACCAUUCGUACAACAUCCAUCGUACGGCAAGAGAUUAAGCAGCAUGAGCGCUCCAAUGAACUGCGCAAUUUCACUGUCUAUAAAAGAUUGCGCAAAAUGCACCAGAAAGAGCUUCAGUCAAUGGAGUCUCGCUUCUCAGCUGAGAUGGAUGAGCACAAGCAGCGCCUAGAUCGGGAAUAUGAAAGCCUGCGAGCAAAGUUUAGCAAAGAACUUGAGCGCCUGAAACAGCAACAUACCACUGAACUGGAGCGCCAUAGCAAGAAUAUGGUGGCUCAGGAGAAGAAGUUGGUGCGAGAUACCUCACUAUCCCAUGAGAAUGAAAAGAGGAGUCUAGCUGACCAGAUGAAGAAAAACUACAAGUGUGAUAAGGAGCGUAUGAAGAAGGGCCUAGACACCAGCACACCCAAAAAGGAGCGCGAGGAUAUGAUGCGUGUCUACAAGGAAACACUAGCACGACGGCAGCGAGAUGCAGAGUUUAGGCUGGAGAGGCAUCAGAAAGACACUAUGGAGUUCAACUUGCGCCGAUUUAAACGUGUUGCUGUCCUGAAUCUGCACCAGUUGGAACAAAAGUUAUUGAGAGAGGAAAUGACUCAGCGGCAAGCACAGUUGGAGUAUGAGCACACCAUGUUAGUGCGGCAUCAUGAGAGUACGCAGGACCUUGAGUACAAGCAACUGGCAGCUCUUCAGAAGUGCAAGGAUGAGCAGUUGCACCGCCAGCACCAGACAGAGAAAGAGAACAUGCGAGACUACAACUCACGUGCGGAAGCUGAGUUGCGGAAAAAACAUGCCAUGGAGGUUAAACAGCAACCUCGCAGUCUGAAGGCCAAGGAGAUUCAGAUCCGUAAGCAGUUUAAUGAAGCUGUGAAAACACAGCAGCGUCAGUACAAGGCCCUGAAAGAGCACAUCCUCCAGAACACUCCGAAAGCUGAGCAAAAGGCUGUAGUCAAGAAGCUAAAGGAUGAGCAGAUGCGAAAGUUGGCCUCCCUUGGUGAUCAGUAUGAGGCUUCGAUAGCUGAAAUGCUGCAGCAGCAGAAUGUACGUCUUGAUGAAAGCCAGAUGGUAGAGGCCAACGAAUUGCGAACACGAUUGCAACAGGAAAUGGAACUGCUAAUGGCGUACCAGAGUAAAGUUCGUGCUCAAGCAGAGGCUCAACACAAACGAGAGCAAAAGGUGUUGGAAGAGAGGGUGUCUUUGCGUAGGGCUCUCCUAGAACAAAAGAUGGACGAUGAGAGGUCAAAUUUGACACGUGAAGAACGGGACCGUUGGCGAUCAUUGCAAGAGCGGCAGCGGCAGGAGUUGGAGUCAUUUGAUAUCGAGACCACUGCUAUGGGACUGAACGCUGCAGAUGUAGCAGCAGCCUCUCAGGAGGUCGCUGUGGAUGAGGACCAACUGUCAACCCAAGGGUCUACAUUGUCGCUAUCAGCAUCAAGUUCUACUAACUCCUUCACCUCCCACACGCCUUUAUAACCACAUCUUAUGCUCCAGUGUCUACUCUACAACACCUGCUGGCAACACAGUCCUCUUUUGGCGUCAACAGUUGUUCACUUGUCAGAUAUAGAGGUUACACAAACAGCUGCCAAGGGGUGACGUGUCUGGUCAAGCAGACAGGUGGAGAGACCGUGGAGCUGCAGUGUCCUUGUGUCAGCAGGUGCCAGGAGUAGAGUUUGGUCACAGACAUCUUCCCAUGUACAGCACAUUGGAAUCGACUUGCUUAGAUCGCUAUGAUAAAGUGAUGAGGAUGGUGCAGGUGUGUGCCCGUAGACUUGACUCUGGCAGCAAAUACUGGGUUGAUCCCUUUAAGCCAAAACAGUAGGUUAUGUGCUACCUGUCACUAGGAGGUUUCCUCUUCAUAGUUUAUGGAUACAGUUGCUGCUGCAACGUUGACUUCCUCAUCUUUAGAAAGUGGAGCAAUGAAAAUCCCAUUGGUCAGACCACACACUUUGUCAUAGCACUAGAUCACAAAGUCUUUUGUGAUGGCUUGUGGUAUUGCAGUAUGUGCAAGCCCACACCCUAGGUGGUGACUAGUGGUAUUGCUGUGUGUGUUUACCGCAUCCUGCAAGCUGCAACAGAAUUCAAAACCCCAAAAUGUGAGAUAAAAUGGGUGAGCAAGGCUGGAAAUAGCACGUGUGUAAUCAGGUAGUGGGUGUGUGAGUAAAGAUGUGCAUAGUGUGCAUUUGUGUCAACGUCAGCUUCCAUGCAAGUGUUUUUGUUUAUAUACCUUUUAUGAACACUUAAUAGGUCAGAAAAUGGUUCAGGGCUUUUUUUGGCAUCACUACAGAUGCUUUCAGUUAGAUGCACACACACGCUCUUUCUCACACACUGUCAAAUGCAUACACAUGAAAGCAGGAGACAGAAAAGUCUUGGGUGCAAAAGAGAUAUUGUGUGUAAUUUUAUUCUAUCAAUUGAUAAUGUAUUGAUAUGCAAGGGUGUGUGUGUGGGCGCAAGUAUUUGUGUGAAUGUGUAUGUGUGCAUCAGCAUGUCAGCUUUGUUGUGGUCCGUGGUAGUCAUCUCCAAGUUGUCAUGUUUGUUGUGGUCCACAAUAGUCACCUCCUAAGCCAUAAUAACUACAAGGCUGGCAUUGUAACAGUUAAAACACGUGCCAGAUGACUGCCUGGUGGUCAUGUUUCUGUCAGCACACUGGCCAACUGCUGCUGACAUUCAGUCGGAUGCAUUGAAGUAGUGGAGUCCAUACUAGAGCCCAUGAAACAGUCGUGACAAGUGUACAGACGGGCCAACAUGCCACCUCAAGAGGAAGGGGGAUCAGUGUCAACGGAGAGUUGUGUAUGUAAAUGUGCAUAAUCAGUGGCAGUGUAACACACUGCUGAUACACUAAGUGACAGCAGCAGCACCCAGGACCCUUGCUUUGUGUUGUAGUCAACAAGUUUAGGAACAGCAAAUCCUGAUGUGUCUGCUGUGUCAUUACAAAUGCUGUGAUGCACUCUCUUUGUAGCAUGCUGAGGUCUCUCCUCACCUCUUUUGUGCAGCUGUCUUCAUUAGACACAUAUUGACAACUGGUUUUUGUUUUUGUAGUGAUGUGAGUGAUCGUGUGUGUGUCCAUAGACUUGAAUGUGAGCAUGCUUGCAGACUGCAGGAUGUAGAAGAUAAGCUUUGGUCACAAGCAUGCAUGUGCACCCUUUUGUUUUGACUACAGUGCAGGCCAUCUGCUAAGAUGCUGAUGACAUAGCUAUUGGAAGAUUCUUUACCCCACCCCUUGCUGUAAUCCACUCAUAGCAUAAUCGGUCAGCUUGAAUUUAGUUUGGAUCAUCAGGCAUUUUGCGGAGGUUGAAAGUGUUUGCUAUUUCACUAUUGUAUUUGUGGUAGGUAUCAAAAGAACAUCUUAUUUAGACUUUGUUGGCUGUUAAUUUUGUUCAUUCUUCUUUUCUUUAAAAAAUUUCUUGCAUUUGUUCAUAAUAACGGUGCUAUAGUCAGGACACAUACAUACACAGUCACUCUUUUGUGUUUGUGGUUUUUUUUUUUAGAAGUGCUAUGUGUUGGCCUUGUCAGGUGCUUUAUAGUCAUUUUGAACAAAAUAGCUGUGAGCUUGUCACUUGAUCCCCUGUAUCAGAAUGAGUAAGCAGUUAGGGGGCAUAAUACAUAGCAUUUGUGUAUUGCUUGAUAACAAGAGGGUAGUGAGCAUGCGAUGGACAGCGGUAGUGGUGUUACAUGAUACUGUAGGCGUUGUACAUGUCAUGGCUUCUUGUACUAAAUACUCACAUGCUAGGCGCCUGUGGGAGCACCUACUGAUCUUGGCUGAUGCAAAAGUUGAUGAGGUAGGCACGCUGUGUGGGGUAGCCUGAGAAAUAAGAUGCUGAAUAUACCAGUGGCACCAAGAUGCCAUAGUGUACCUGACAACUAUUGCUCAUUCAUUCUACAUUUCAUGUUUUGGAUUGGUCAACUUUGUUGACUAACCUGGGUUAUUGUUUUGAACAUUCCUUGUGUUCAGGUAGCCAGGUGGGUGCUCAGUCAUGUUGCCUGUGGAUUAGCCACUACUAUGAGGAAGAUCACAUUCAUGCUGUUUGCUUUUGCCAGUAUUGUCAUAGGGCAGGAACACUUUUAUCUAUUACACAAAGAGGCACUCCAAAGAUUUUUUCCUGUUACUGGCAGAGGCUUAUGCACAGUUCAGUAAAUCUUAAAAACCUAGGAGCAUCAAUAACAAGCUCACCAAAUGUGAUAAAUGGACUAAAUAGAAGAGAUAAAUUGUUAAGGAAUGUAAUUUUUAAGCACCUUUGGGGGCAGUAAGAACUGUACGAUAUGCCAUGUUUGAACACACAAGUUUCAAACUAUUAUUUUCAUUGAUUAUAUUUUGUAAUUGAUGUGUUUGUCUUGCUACAUUCAUGCUGCUGAAACUUUGCUCCCAGACUUGGUAAAAAUCACCAAAAGGGCCUGACAGAAAAUUAAAUUCAGUGAAAAUUUUAUUAAUCUGUUUCAAAACAACAUGGUCCUAUGUUUUAGAUUUCAAAAGGAUAAAGAUGUGGAAUUUAAGUUAAAAAAAAAAGAAAAGAGAAGACACACCUGCCACCAUGUCGUGAUCCCCACACCUCGUCGUCCAGGUUGAAGACAAAGAACCUCAUUUUCAACAGGCUUGGUCUCAUUUCUUAGAAGUAACCUACACAGGGGGUGGGGGGAGUCUUUAAGUUUUUAUAACUACCUCUAUGUGCCUUAUUAAGUUCUAUUAAAUUCCAAUAUAGGCCGUCAUUAUAAUUUAGGGGCACUUGCUUUUUUAGUUUCAGAGUGCAUGCCUCUCAUACUUUUAGUUCUUAUGAUUUGUGGCAAUACUCAACCAGAAUGGCAUAUGAAACAUAUAUGCCGUUCACUGUUUUAGGUACAGUUUUGGAAACGUUUUAGAGAAUCAAUGAAAGAGAUCAGAUGCAAAAGUUAUUGUAACUAGAAUUUCUUCAGCGAUUCAAUUACAUCAGUUUUAGAAGUAUUUCAUUACAGUGUAGGUGAGCUAUAGUCACCAGCUUGAAACACCAACAGCAUGAGUAGCAGUAAGCAGCCCAAAAUAUAGAGGAAUGUGGGAUUGGACAACAACAGCCUGCAAAAGUAGUCUCAAAUUCUACAAAUCUUUUAAUGCACAAAUUUAUUUAAGAGCAGAAGCUAGAGGAAGAGUUCUGUAAUCAGUGCCACUCUAGUUUUAUAGCCUUUGGUUAUCCCAUGCACAUUGUCUGGCAUUCAGAGUUGGUACAAGCAGCCAACAUGACUUUCUAUAAAGCAUCAACUAAGACAACACCAGCACCAAAGCACGGGGAACUUUUGUUUUGUUUGUACUAAGUGUGUGAAUUAAGAACACGAGCAUCAUACAUAACACCAGCACCAUAUUCAAGCAGAGCUAGCCUUUUUAUUUGUUCUCAGGUGAAUUUUAUCUAAGACAUAAUAAAAGGACCACACUAAAGCACAGAAAUACAUUUUUAUUUCAUUUGUUCUCAAGCAUAUUUUAAGAUGUGACUAGUUAAAACAGCCAAAAACUGGAUGAAGUGUUAUGCAGAGGUUUGGUGUACUUAAUACAAGUGUGGAUAGGAUCUCUUGUGUGGGCCAUUGAGCAGUAUUGACUGUAUAUUUGUGUUGAGGCUUAAAGUCAAGGAUAUUCUAACAUUGAAGUCUUACAGAAGUACAAUCUGUAAUGCUAGUGAAUGUGUGACAUGAACAGGUAUAUCUAUAUUUGUCUUAUCUUAUCUACUGCUUGUAGCAAUCAUCGGACACUGCCUCAUCCCUCACACAGGCAGUUCAGUUGCACGACAGUUAGCGUCUGUACAGUGAAGGUUGGCUGUCCAGGGUUCAGCUCUCAUCUCAGGCUCGCUGUUCUUUUUCUGCAUGUAGCAUCAGUUUACAGGGCUGGCUGCCUUGCCGUGACAUGGUCUUAGUUGGUGGCUCACUGUAAAACACUAAUUCCAUCCUCCCUCUCAAUCCCAUGUUUGGUGCAGGAGAAAGAGUUAGCAACAGCCAGGCAUCUAAUAUACAAGUGUAUGAGUGGAGAACAUACACAUCUAGCACUGUUUGUACUUUAGUGUACUGUGUUUACAGCUGUACCUACCUACCACCUUAAACAACUGCUAAACAUGUUAAUUUUCUAUGAAAAUAUAGAAGCAAAUGUUAGGCGAAUGUUGGAGGUUUUUUCCUUUGGCGAUCCUUAUUUGGCAUCUUCAGAAACAAGUUUACAGGAGCCUGGCUUUUCUCUGUGUAUAAGGGUCACCAGCAGUGUAGAGAAUACACAAGUCCCAGUAACUCUUACUUGUCAGCAGGAUGGUGGCUGGUGAUGUUCUAGCUUCUACAUCCACAUAGAAAGUCACUGGACGUCUAUGGCAUGUGAUGUUUUUGUACAUUAGUCACCCACAUUAUUGAGUGACAAGUCUGCAGGUUAGCUUGCCUGUGUGAUGGUGACUCGGCAUGCAUAGCUGGACCAUACACCUUGCUGGCAUUCCCUUGUCUUGUUCUUCAUGCCAUUAUCACAACAUCUAGAGAAGGGUUAAAAGGUAUGGUAGUGAUGUACCAUCUGCUACUAGCUUUGAAUGACCCUGGUGCUCACCACUAUGUCAGUUCUGUGACAUUGUCGCAUACUCAUUUACUGUUGUCACUGUGAUUUCUUGUUGCCUCAAGACUGCGGAUGUGCGCAUGCUUGAGUAAACAGGCCCGGAUAAUGUUCAUUGAGACAACCCUGCAAAAAGUGUGCACAAGUAAAUAAGGGGCGGGGGACAGACAGACAAAGAGAUUGGCUAUUAGCUGCUGCAAGUAAAACCUCAAAUAGGAUUGCAAUUUGGUGUUUGACAUGUAGCUGUUGAUCUGGUAUUGACUGAAGUCCUCUGUGGGCCCUGUACCAGACCCAACAACUUUUUAAAAUACAUAGUUAGACUUGUCUAUGUGGAAAUGAAAGACUGAACCUGGCUAUUGUCAUUUUCUUAUUUUUUUUUUUACAGAAGUGAACCUUCAAGGUUACAUUUAAAGUAUCUUUAUGCGUGCAUUUGGAAGGAGCGUCCACAUAAUUAACCUCAGUUGGUGAGAGCAUAAUCUCUCGGGGAGCAUGUGGAAAGUCAUUUUACAAGACCAGGCUGGCCCUUAACCUGUAUCGAGGCCUGCAGACAAUUGGACUAACACAUUGUUUACCUCCCAGUAAUCCAGGCAUGCAGACAGUUGGAGUGUAACAUGUUGUUUACCUGCCAGUUACCAAACAGAUGGAAUUCUCUUGCUUUGUAAUCAUACAGACAGCACCUUUAGCCUUGCAUCCAUAAGUUUCCACUGGCAGGUGACUGGGCACUCUUGUGAAUUGUAUGCGUGGAGGUGAUGUGUGGCUGUGCUAUUAUUUUGGUCGGCAGUUAUAAUCUAUUUAACAGUGCAGACCCAUGUAUUUUCAGCAUAUGUCGAAUAAAUAAAAUUUAACUCGAGA
Molecule: messenger RNA, 9259 nt
Organism: Pomacea canaliculata
Lineage: Eukaryota; Metazoa; Mollusca; Gastropoda; Architaenioglossa; Ampullariidae
Product: serine/threonine-protein kinase TAO1-like
Exons: 21
Coding region: 514-3348 (944 amino acids)
Biological process (GO): protein phosphorylation
Molecular function (GO): ATP binding; protein kinase activity
Source: RefSeq, a predicted model, not a curated record